AAUGGUUAAUAAUACUACAUUAGCUCUGAAACAUUAGCGCUGAUUUUCUUCAGUUUACCCUUGAUUAAAAGUGUUUAUUAAUAAUAUUAAACAACAUGAACAACACAACCAAAUAUCUGGUAGAAAUACCGCCUUCCUGGAGAAAAGCGUGCCCGUGUUCCAAAUCGCUUACUAUUAAACACAAAGGGCACUACGAAUCCAUUAGAAACCUCCCUACGUAGUACACUAAUGUAGUGUAUAAGCACCUAAUUUGACACACAGCCGGCGGGUGACUGGGGCAGUGCAUGUACGUAGCUUAGCAACUCCAAACAGUUCAGUGACAGCGCUGAGGCUGCUGCUGAACAGGAGAGUCCAACUUUCUGUGCUGUAUUUCUUAUUUCCCUGGACUUGAACAUUUGAAAACUAUUUCACUUUAUAAAGUAUGUUAAACUUGUCCGAAACAUACCGGAUUUAAAGAAGGUAGAGUUGGAGAGUGGAAACAGAAUGUCGUCGUCCAAUCCAAGUGGACGGACCCAAAAGCACGGCACACACAGGGCAUCAGGAGAGCGCUCCCCUAUGUUACCGCCCUCCCUCACACCAGUGGACCCAGAGAUGCUAAAAUCCCGCCUCAUAUCAUCAGGACCCGGUGUCCUUCAGCGUGAUCCUGAUGCCCUGGUGUUCACACCACAGACCUUUAUACAGCUGAGACAAAGUAGUACACCCAAACCUAUGCGCCAGGAGCUACUGCCGGCUCUGAAACAGCAUCACAACCGAAAACGGCCAGAGGAUUUUGACAGGAAAACCCGUGAGAGAAGCACUGGAUGGAUGCCUCCUCUAGAAAAGACAAGCUCCAGUUCCUCUUCUCUACACCUCCCGGAGAUUCCAGACCAUCUAAAAGAAAGACAGGUGCAGCUCACUCAGAGCUCCGCUCCAUCAACCAAAAAGCCAAGGAGCUCCACCAAAACUCGGACCGCCGCUCUGAGCCACACCCCUUCCCCGCCCACCUCCGUUCCGCUGCACUUUGGCUCCGUAGAGGAAAUGAUCCGCGCCGGGAUCCGCUCUCCGUACAAGAUCACGCAGAUCAUCCGGAACAACCCUCACAUUGGAUUCUUGUACAUGGCGCUAACGGAUGCUUCUAAAUCAUCCUAUGACUUGAAGAUCGUACCAUAUUCAGCGCUGAAUAAGUCGAAUUAUUACACCAUCAGCGUACACGGUGUGACGCACUAUAGUAGCGAUGGCGUGAGCUUCACGUCGCUGGAGUGCUGGGAGCAGGAAUGCCUUUACCACCAACAGCUCCUGCGCAUCCCGACCUUCGCUCUCUUCCGGAAGAGAAAAGCGUUCCGUCUGUGGCGCGCCAACGUGCGCUACAAAACGAUCAACAAGUGCAAGCGUGCCUUGCGAGAGAGACUGUUUAUAACAAAUGAGUGUCUGAGACCGGCGUUGAUGAGCAUCAGGGAGCUGUGCUAUCGCAUAAACAACCUGAGCCUAUGCAAAAUCACUACGCAGCAAACAUACACGCUCGAGGAGUUCCAGACCGCUCAGUCCAAUCAUCUGGACGAGGUGUCAUCACGGCUGAGGGAAUUCCAAGAGCUGGUGAAGGAGGUGGCGGUGACGGCGUGUCACACAGCUCUGCUGGAGGCUGGAUAUAUUCCUGACCAUGGCAAAGAUGGAGAUGAAAAUAAGCCGUGUGCUGAUUUGGAGCAUUUAUAUGAAGAGGUUCCAGACAAAAUGGUCUACACUAACCAGCUCAACAAGAAAUGCCACUGCAGUCGCCUUACUUGUUUCAUCCGCCUGGCUGAUUAUUUGAUCAUGAGCUCUCUGCACACUCUGGCCGUCAACUCCAUCAGCAAGCUGCUGAGCGCACUCCAGGAGCACAACGCACACACGCCAUCACACACACUCAUACAGAGCUGGGUCAGUGCCGAGGCCGCAUGUGAUGCAGACGAGAAGGAUAGUGUGUUGGAACAGAAUGCUGAAGCAUCAGUGUUACCUAUGUUUAUCACAGAGCUGAUGCUGGACACGCAUGCGCUGUACUUCCAGCCGUCCAUCAAGGACUUCCAGGACGUUGUAGCAGAGAUCAUCUCCCGCUUCCAUGAGACUGUCCUGUUCUUGGAGCCUCUAGUUAGAAACUCAGACUUUGAUCCUUUCACACGACCCAUUAUUAACAAUAAGAUCGAGGAGAAGGCUUGUGGUGAUGGUCCAGAUUUAGACGCCACACUGGAAAACGAUCAGCACCUACAGAACAUCAUCCGUAACAUAAAGAAUUCCAUUCAGUUUGCGUUUGAUGCCGCUGAUGCGUAUGCCCACACCUUCAAGUCAUUCCAAGUCUUCUAUAAGGAGAACGAAAGCCUGGACCUGGAAGCUCUCGCAGAGCAGGAGCACGAUUUGGAGUAUUUCGGUGAAAGUCUGAAGCGGUAUCAUAGCCAGCAUAAGGAAGCCUUGGCCGUUAAGCCGAAGAGACACCUGGGCAUCCUGCUGGUGGACACGACUCAACUGAAAAGCAAGCUAACACCAUGUCCACUGCGCUGCCUAGAGGCCAUUAACAAAAUGCUCCCGACGUUGGCUAAAAGAAAAAUGGACGCGGUCAUCGCUGAGAUGCAAGACGCCUGCUUCAAACUGGAGCUCACCCCUACAGCUACCACUGAGUACGUCAACUCCCUCACCUUCCUAGAGGAGAUCCAGGAUCGGGUUGGGUUCCUGGACCAGGAGGUCGAGACGGUAUGUGAGAUAUAUAAGCUGAUUGAAAGCUACUCCGUCCCCACUCCUCCGGAAGACCUCGCUGUUUUCGGUACACUCCGUCCAUCCAGGUCGUCGAUGAAUAACGCCAUCGACAAGGCGGUCGGGGAGAGAGACGCCAAUGUGGCCAAGUUUUGUCAGCACCUGCAGCAAGACAUCAAGGAACUGACCAAUGAGGUGAUGAGGAUCAAACAACAAGCAGAGAACAGGCUGAUUCUGGAUAUCGAUGCAAAUCGAGAUCAAGUGCGUACAUUGCUGGGAGAAAUCCAGCACUCCAUAGAUGAGCUGCAAGAGCAAGCCUUUCGCUAUAAAUCCUACCAGAAGAACUUUAAGGUGGAAGUGACAAAAUACGACUCUUUGGAGGAGUUGAGUGCUGAGGUGAAGCUGAAGCAUUUGCUGUGGGAUUCAUUUGAAGAGUGGGACAAGUUGCAGAACAGCUGGAUGCAGAGUAUGUUUCAUGAUCUCGACCCGGAGCUCCUGAGUGCUCAGGUGAACAAGUACGGCAAGUACGUGAACCAGCUGGAGAAAGGGCUUCCACCCAACAGUGUUGUGCCCCACCUCAAAGCUGGCGUGGAGGCCAUGAAGGAAAAGCUACCAGUGAUCACUGACUUGCGUAACCCAUGUCUAAAAGAACACCACUGGAGCAUGUUAGAGAGCAUCGUAGGGGUCAGCCUGCUGGACAACUCGCUCACUCUUGAUGCAUUGCGAGACAUCAAUGUUUUCAGCUAUGCUGUGGAGAUCCAGGAGAUUUCCGGCCAGGCAUCGGGAGAGGCAGCUCUAGAGACGGUGGUGAAAAAGGUGGAGGACUCAUGGAAGAACACAGAGUUUGUGGUGCUGUUACAUCGCGAUUACAAAGACGUGUUUAUUCUCGGAGGCACAGAUGAUAUCCAGGUGUUGUUGGAUGACAGCAUCAUCAACAUGGCCACAGUGGCAUCUUCACGUUAUGUGGGUCCCAUAAAGGCCAAAGUAGAUGAGUGGCAGCGACAGCUCUCCCUGUUCAGCCAGACACUGGACGAGUGGCUGACGUGUCAGAGGAACUGGCUGUAUUUGGAGAGCAUCUUCAAUGCUCCUGAUAUCCAGAGGCAGCUUCCUACUGAGGCCAGUAUGUUCCUGCAGGUGGACAAAUCCUGGAAAAACGUGAUGAGGAAGGUGAACGCCUUUCCCAAUGCACUGCGUGCUGCUACACAGACAGGGCUUUUAGAGAACUUCCAGAACAAUAAUGCUCUACUGGACAACAUUCAGAAAUGCCUGGAGGCCUACCUAGAGUCUAAGAGAGUUAUUUUCCCCAGGUUCUACUUCCUGUCCAAUGACGAGCUGCUGGAGAUCCUGGCACAGACGCGCAACCCCCAGGCAGUGCAGCCCCACCUCAGGAAGUGCUUCGACGCUAUCUCCAGGCUGGAGUUUGCCUUGCAGACAACUGACGCUGUCAGCGAGGCUGAGAAACUCUACACCACUGACAUCCUGGCCAUGAUCUCACCUGAGGGAGAGAAGGUGGCUCUAGGAAAAGGCCUUAAAGCUCGUGGGAAUGUAGAGGACUGGUUGGGGAAGGUGGAGGAGGUCAUGUUCACCUCUCUCAGACUCCUCAGCAAGGCCGCUAUCGCCGAUUACCAGAGCAAGCCACGGGUGGAGUGGGUGGUGUCUGGACAUCCUUCACAGGUGGUGCUGACCAUCUCCCAGCUGAUGUGGUGCAGAGACAUGGACAACUGCCUGGAGGGAGACCAUGGCCACUUCCAGGCCCUCCAGCAGUUUGAGCUCACAAACUUUGAGAGGCUGAAUGCACUGGCCGCUCUGGUGCGAGGUAACUUACCCAAAAUCCAUCGGAACAUCAUCACAGCUCUCAUUACUGUGGACGUCCACGCCAGAGACAUUGUCACUGAGCUUGUCAAAGAAAGGGUGGACUCGAGCAGUAACUUUGAGUGGCAGAGGCAGCUGCGCUACUACUGGGAUAUGGAUCUGGAUAACUGCGUGGCCAGAAUGGCUCUGUCUCAAUACGUCUACGGAUACGAGUACCUGGGAGCUUGUCCACGUCUGGUCAUCACCCCACUGACGGAUCGUUGUUACCUGUGUCUGAUGGGGGCACUACAGCUGGACUUGGGUGGCGCUCCGGCAGGUCCUGCUGGCACCGGAAAAACCGAGACCACUAAAGACCUGGCCAAAGCUUUAGCCAUCCAGUGUGUGGUCUUUAACUGUUCUGAUGGACUUGAUUACAAGAUGAUGGGUACAUUCUUCAGUGGUUUGGCUCAGUCUGGAGCCUGGUGUUGUUUUGACGAGUUCAACCGCAUCAACAUUGAGGUGCUCUCUGUCAUCGCCCAACAGCUCAUCGUUAUCAGGAACGCAAAGGCGGCGAAGCUGUCUCGGUUCAUGUUUGAAGGGAGAGAGAUUAAGCUGGUGAUGACGUGCGCCGCUUUCAUCACGAUGAACCCAGGCUACGCAGGAAGGACCGAGCUCCCAGACAAUCUGAAGGCCCUCUUCAGACCCAUCGCCAUGAUGGUGCCCAACUACGCCCUCAUCGCUGAGGUGAUCUUGUACUCUGAGGGCUUCGAGUCCAGUAAGACUCUGGCGAGGAAGAUGACUCAGAUGUAUAAACUGUGCAGCGAGCAGCUUUCCCAGCAGGACCACUAUGACUUCGGCAUGAGAGCCGUCAAAUCCGUUCUCGUCAUGGCCGGGUCUCUGAAGCGAGAGAACCCCCACCUGAGUGAGGAUGUGGUGUUGAUCAGAGCGCUACGAGACUCCAACCUGCCCAAGUUCCUCAAGGAUGAUGCUGAGCUUUUUGGCGGUAUCCUGUCGGACCUCUUCCCUGGCGUUUGUAUCCCCGAGCACGACUACGGAGCGCUCCAGUUGAGUAUCCAAGCGGCUCUGUGCGCCCGCUCCCUGCAGCCCGUCUCCAGCAUGACCGGGAAGGUGAUCCAGCUGUACGAGACCAUGCUGGUGCGCCACGGCGUCAUGCUGGUGGGUCCUACAGGAGGCGGGAAGACCACGGUGUACCGCGUCCUCGCCGACGCUCUGCAGGCGCUCCACGAAUCCGAAGGCUGCGAGGCGAAUCCCUUCUACCAGCCCGUCAAGACCUACGUGCUCAACCCGAAGUCUGUGAGCAUGGGCGAGCUGUACGGCGAAGCUAACCCUCUCACGCUGGAAUGGAGGGACGGCUUGAUGGCGCUGUGCGUCCGCGCCGCCGCCAACGACCCCACAGAUACACACAAGUGGGUGGUGAGCGACGGACCCGUGGACGCGCUGUGGAUCGAGAACAUGAACACCGUGUUGGACGACAACAAGAUGCUGUGUCUGGCUAACAGCGAGCGGAUCAAGCUCACACCUUCUAUACACAUGCUCUUUGAGGUUCAGGAUUUAGCUGUAGCCUCUCCAGCCACGGUCAGUCGCUGUGGGAUGGUGUACAUCGACCCGGAGGAGCUGAAAUGGAUGCCGUAUGUGCGGACAUGGCUCACAGGGCUCUCAGACAAGGUUACGGAGCCUGUGCGUGCUUACCUGAUGAAGCUCUUUGAGCGCUAUGUGGAGAAGGGUCUCCGGUUUGUUUCGAAGCGCUGCAUCCAGGCCAUGGCUCAGGUGGACAUCAGCAAAGUCACCACCCUGUGCUGCCUCCUCGAGGCACUGCUGUUCAGCAAGGACACCCCCAGCCUAAAAAUGGACUCUACUCAGCUGAACAGUUUGCUCUGCCAGACGUUUGUGUUCUGCUACAUCUGGGCUGUAGGCGGGAAUCUGACAGACGGCUGCUGGGACGCUUUUGACAGCUUCGUCAGGCAGCAGUUCGAGGACAACGCAGACGCCAAGCUCCCGAGUGGAGGCGACCUAUGGAGUGUGUAUAUGGACUUUGAGACUAAGCGCUUGGAGCCGUGGGAGAGGAUCAUUCCAUUCUUCAGGUAUAACAAGGAGGUUCCUUUCUUUGAGAUGUUGGUGCCCACUAUGGAUACGGUGCGUUAUGGAUACCUGAUGGAAAAACUGCUCUCUGUGGGACACUCUGUGCUUUUCACCGGCAUCACUGGAGUAGGAAAGUCUGUGGUGGCUCGUGGCUUGUUGAACAGCAUACAGGAGCAGGCAGGGUACGUUCCCGUCUACAUCAACUUCUCCGCCCAGACGUCCUCGGCUAGGACUCAGGAGAUCAUCGAGUCCAAACUGGAGAAGAAGAGGAAGAAUAUACUGGGUGCUCCUGCUAAUAAGCGCGUGGUGGUGUUCGUGGACGAUCUGAACAUGCCGAAGUUGGACUCUUACGGCUCGCAGCCUCCGAUAGAGCUCCUGCGGCAGUUUCAGGACUUCAAGGGCUUCUACGACCGUGACAAGUUCUUCUGGAAGGAGAUUCAGGAUAUGACCGUAGCGGCAGCGUGCGCGCCCCCUGGUGGAGGCCGUAACCCUGUGACCCCCCGUUUCAUCCGCCAUUUCAGCAUGCUCUGCCUUCCGACGCCCUCCGAGCACAGCCUUAAGCAGAUUUUUAAGGCGAUCCUGUGUGGCUUCCUCGCUGAUUUCCCAGCGGCAGUGAAGCAGGCUGCAGGCAGUAUAGUGGAUGCUGCAGUGGAGAUUUACCGCCGCAUGAGCGUGGAUCUGCUUCCCACCCCAGCCAAAUCCCACUAUGUGUUCAACCUGCGAGAUCUGUCCAAGUGUGUGCAGGGCAUGCUGCAGUGCGAGCCUGGCACGGUGCAGGAUCAGAACCAGAUCUUCCGUCUCUUCUGUCACGAGUGUCAGCGUGUAUUUCACGACCGUCUCAUCAACAACGAAGACAAGACCUACUUCAACACCAUGAUCUGCGAGAUGGCCAGUAAAUAUUUCAGCAUCAAUUUGGAGCCCGGUUAUCUCACCAAGCAUCCGAUUAUUUUUGGAGAUUUCAUAAAGGUCGGAGCAGAGAAGGCAGACCGCGUCUAUGAAGACCUGACAGACACAGAGAAGAUCCGGAACGUUCUGCAAGACUACCUGGACGACUACAACAUGACCUUCGCCAAGGAAACCAAGCUGGUGUUCUUCCAGGAUGCCAUCGAACAUGUCUCCAGAAUCGCACGGAUGAUCCGGCAAGAGCGUGGCAACGCCCUGCUGGUGGGUGUGGGCGGGACAGGGAAGCAAUCUCUCACGCGAUUGGCCGCUCACAUGUGCGGCUACCGCUGCUUCCAGAUCGAGCUCAGCCGCGGCUACAACUACGACAGUUUCCACGACGAUCUGCGUAAACUGUACAAGAUGGCCGGCGUUGAGGGCCAGGACAUGGUUUUCCUCUUCACUGACACUCAGAUCGUAGUGGAGGAGUUCCUGGAGGACAUCAACAACAUGUUGAACUCUGGUGAGGUUCCCAACCUGUUCGAGAAGGACGAGCUGGAGCAGGUGCUGGCAGCGACGCGGCCUCGCGCCAAGGAGGCGGGAAUCCCCGAGAGCAACCGGGACGAGGUCUUCCAGUACUUCAUCUCUCGUGUACGGGAGAAGCUGCACAUAGUGUUGUGUAUGAGUCCGGUGGGCGAUGCCUUCCGCUCACGCUGCCGUAUGUUCCCAUCGCUCGUCAACUGCUGCACCAUCGACUGGUUUGUCCAGUGGCCGCACGAAGCCCUCCUGUCUGUCUCGCAGACGUUUUUCCAGACCGUGGACUUUGGCAGCGAGGAGAUGGCGAACUGUUUGUCUCAGAUGUGUGUGGAGAUCCACAUGAGCGUGACGGACAUGGCCGAGCGCUUCUAUUCAGAGCUGCGCCGCCGCUAUUACACCACGCCCACUUCUUAUCUGGAGCUCAUUAACCUUUACCUGAGCAUGCUGGGAAAUAAGAGGCAGCAGCUGGAGGCGGCGCGUGAUCGAGUGAAGAAUGGUCUGACAAAGCUGUUAGAGACCAACGAGCUGGUGGAUAAGAUGAAGGCGGAACUGUCGGCCCUGGAGCCCGUGCUCACGCAGAAAUCCAUCGAUGUCAGUGCCCUCAUGGAGAAAAUCGCUGUGGACCAGGAGAAAGCUGACCAGGUGCGCAGUGUGGUGAAGGUGGACGAGGCCUUGGCAAAGGAGAAAGCCGAUAACACGAAGGCCAUCGCAGAAGAAGCACAGAGAGACCUGGACAAGGCUCUGCCCGCUCUGGAGAAGGCCAACAAGGCUCUGGACGCUCUGGACAAGGCCGACAUCGCCGAGAUCCGAGUGUUCACCAAACCACCUGACCUCGUCAUGACCGUCAUGGAGGCAGUGUGUAUCCUGCUCAACGCCAGGACAGACUGGGCAAGCGCCAAGCAAGUCCUCGGCGAUGCCAACUUCCUGAAGAAGCUCACGGACUUCGACAAAGACAACAUCCAUCCACAGAUCCUUCAAAAGCUGCAGCGCUACAUCCAGAACCCUGAUUUCAUACCUGAGAAGGUGGAGAAGGUGUCCAAAGCCUGCAAGUCCAUGUGCAUGUGGGUGAGAGCUAUGGACCUUUAUUCCCGCGUGCUCAAAGAAGUUGGACCUAAACGAGAGAAACUGGCCUCGGCCCAGGCGGAGCUGGAUGCAACCUCAGCAACUCUGAAGCAGAAGCAGGCCAAACUACAGGAGGUGGAGAACGAGAUCAAAGUUCUGCAGCAGCAGUUCAGCUCCAGCGUUGCUGAGAAAGAGACCCUGGCUGAAAGCAUGGCUCUGACCAAGGCGAGGCUGAAUCGCUCGGGGAAGCUAACUUCGGCGCUGGCUGACGAGCGCGUGCGCUGGCAAGAAAGCAUCGCAUUGUUCGAGAUGGAGAUCAACAACCUGGUGGGAAACGUGUUCAUCGGAGCCGCAUGCGUGGCUUACUACGGAGCUUUCACUUCCCACUACAGACAGCUGCUGAUAGAGCAGUGGAUCUCACGCUGUCAGGAGUUGGGGAUCCCCAUCAGCUCCAACUUCAGUCUGAUUGGAAUCCUGGGCGACCCGUACGAGAUUCGGAUGUGGAAUUCUGAAGGUUUGCCCCGCGACAAUGUUUCCACAGAGAACGGUAUCCUGGUGACUCGUGGACGCCGCUGGCCCCUCAUGAUCGACCCCCAAGAUCAGGCGAACCGCUGGAUCCGCACCAGAGAGGCAAAGAACAGCCUGAAGGUCAUCAAACUGACGGACCCCGGGUUCCUCCGCACUCUCGAGAACGCCAUCCGCCUGGGCAUGCCUGUCCUACUGGAAGAGCUUAAAGAAACUCUGGACCCUGCUCUGGAGCCUGUACUGCUGAAACAGACGUUCGUGUCUGGUGGCAGGACGCUGAUCCGUCUGGGAGAUUCUGACAUCGACUACGACAAAAACUUCCGCUUUUACAUGACCACCAAGAUGGCCAAUCCCCACUACCUUCCUGAGGUUUGCAUCAAAGUGACUAUCAUCAACUUCACGGUGACUAAGUCAGGACUGGAAGAUCAACUCCUCAGUGAUGUGGUGCGCCUGGAGCAGCCCGAGCUGGAGAAGCAAAGAAACGAGCUGAUCGUCAGCAUCAACGCCGACCGUAACCAGCUUAAAGCCAUCGAGGAGCGCAUCCUCAAGCUGCUCUUCACCUCGCAGGGCAACAUCCUUGACAACGAGGAGCUCAUCAACGCCCUGCAAGAGUCAAAGGUGACUUCAGAGGCUAUCAAAUCCCGUCUGGAAGAAGCCGAGGCCACAGAGUUGAAGAUAAACACCGCCAGGGAGAAAUAUCGGCCCGUGGCCACCCGGGGCUCGGUCAUGUAUUUCGUCAUCGCUAGCCUUUCAGAGAUUGACCCCAUGUACCAGUUCUCCUUAAAGUAUUUCAAACAGCUGUUCAACAGCACUAUCGAGACGUCGGAGAAGCACAGCGAGCUCAGCGUGCGCUUACAGAUCCUGCUGGAUUCCACGCUGCUCAGCGCCUACACCAACGUCUCGCGAGGCCUCUUCGAGCAGCACAAAACCAUCUACAGCUUCAUGCUGUGUGUGGAGAUCAUGAUGCAGAGGGAGGAAAUCUCCCCACAAGAGUGGUUCUACUUCCUCCGAGGAGCAGGAGGCAUGGAUAAGGAGACACCGGAAAAGCCCAGUGUUCCCUGGUUGUCUGAUUACGUGUGGGAGACGUGUAGUGACCUGGAGAAGAACCUGCCCUGCUUCAGAGGCAUCAAGAACGACAUCAUAUCAACACCUGUUACUGUGCAGCUGGGAAGCUUGGAGGUAGCCCUGAAUCCAGAGCAGUGGGACGGCUAUGUGUCAGACCUCGAACUGUACUCGGACAACACGUCCUCCGACCAGCUACCUGAGGUCAGAGGUCACUGGAACGAGCGUCUCGAACCCUUCCAGAAGCUCAUCCUGAUUAAGAGCUUCAGUGAAGAAAAGGUCGUGCUCGCCGUGACCGAGUUCGUGAUCGCCAGUCUUGGGAAGCCGUUUGUGGAAAAUCCACCGGUGGAUCUGGCAACCCUGUACGCAGACAUGUCUCCCUCCACACCGCUGGUGUUCAUCCUCAGCACCGGCUCCGAUCCCAUGGGGGCUUUCCAGAGAUUCGCCAAGGAGCGUGGAUACCUGGACAGAGUGGAGUCUAUCUCUCUGGGACAGGGUCAGGGCCCGAUAGCGGAGAUGAUGAUUUCCAAAGCUCAGAAGGAUGGGAACUGGAUCUUCCUGCAGAACUGCCACCUCGCUGUCUCCUGGAUGCUGUCCAUGGAGGAAAUCAUCAAGAGCUUCUCUGAGCCUGAUGUUAUUAUCCAUGAGAACUUCAGGCUGUUCCUCAGCUCCAUGCCUACCAGCGCUUUCCCCGUCACCGUGCUCCAAAACUCUGUCAAGGUGACUAACGAGCCGCCGAAGGGCCUGCGUGCGAACGUGAGACGAGCUUUUACAGAAAUCAGCAGCACGUUCUUCGAGGAGCACGUCCUGGGCAGGAAGUGGAGGAAGAUCAUCUUUGGAGUGUGUUUCUUUCAUGCCAUUGUUCAGGAGAGGAAGAAAUUCGGGCCUCUCGGCUGGAACAUCCGUUACGAGUUCAACGACAGCGACAGGGAGUGUGCACUUCUCAACCUGAAGCUCUACUGCAAGACAGAACACAUCCCCUGGGACGCGCUCAUCUACAUCACCGGAGAAAUUACAUAUGGAGGAAGAGUAACAGACGCUUGGGAUCAGCGCUGUUUGCGCACCAUUCUCAAGCGCUUCUUCUCACCCGAGACUCUGAAGGAGGGAUACAAGUACUCAGCGUCAGGGAUCUACUCCGCUCCCGAGUCUGACAGCCUGAGUGAGUACCACAGCUACAUCGAGAACCUGCCCAUCAUCGACGAUCCCGAGAUCUUCGGCAUGCAUGAGAACGCUAACCUGGCUUUCCAGAGGCAGGAGACAGUGACUCUGAUUAACACCAUCCUGGAGGUGCAGCCCCGCUCCUUAGCAGCUGCUGGAGGGAAGAGUAAUGACGAGGUGGUGCAUGAACUCGCAGACUCCAUCCUCAACAAGAUUCCAGAUAAGCUCAACAUGGACAGCGCAUCAGAAACCCUGUUUGUUCGAGACUCUAACGGCCGAGCGAACUCUCUGACCACCGUGCUGGGACAGGAAGUGGACCGUUUCAACGUCCUGCUGCGUGUGUUACGGACUUCCCUGUGCACCCUGCAGAAGGCCAUAGCUGGUUUGGUGGUGAUGUCUGAGGAGAUGGAGCGGAUUUACAACAGCUUCCUGAACAACCAGGUGCCUGAGCACUGGGCCAGCGCCGCCUACCCGUCCCUGAAGCCUCUGGGCAGCUGGGUCCGAGACCUGGCACUGCGCACCGCCUUCAUAGACAGCUGGAUAAGCAGAGGUCAGCCCAAGUCUUUCUGGAUCUCUGGGUUCUUCUUCCCUCAGGGCUUUCUGACAGGAACGCUGCAGAACCACGCACGGAAGUACAACCUGCCCAUCGACGAGCUCAACUUCCGUUUCAACGUGAUCCCGGCGUACCGAGACCAGGCCGUCAUCAAUGAAGCCCUGAAGAACCUCGGACCAGACGCAGAACUCGAAGAGGACAAGAAGCUCCCCAGCAUUGAGGAUGGCGUGUUAGUGCACGGGAUGUACAUGGACUCGAGUCGCUGGGACGACGUGAACAUGGUGAUGGAGGAUGCGCUGCCGCAGGUGAUGAACCCCACGCUACCUGUGGUGCAGUUUGAGCCUCAGAAGAACUACGUACCUGAUCCAUCACUGUACCACGCACCGCUGUAUAAAACCUCAGCCAGAGCAGGAACUCUGUCCACUACAGGACACUCCACUAACUUUGUGGUGACCGUUCUGCUGCCGUCCAGCAAGCCCAGCGAUUACUGGAUCUCCAAAGCCUCAGCGCUGCUGUGCCAACUCAACGAGUGAGCGACACGUGCACACUCCCCUUCCCUCUCCCAUAGUCACUCUCCUCUCAACGGCAAACAUGCAAUGAACUGUAUAUAAGUGAAAAUUCAUGUUCUCAGUAAAACACGUCAU
Messenger RNA from Hemibagrus wyckioides, 13008 nucleotides. It is a transcript of the gene dnah6, whose product is annotated as dynein, axonemal, heavy chain 6. Lineage: Eukaryota; Metazoa; Chordata; Actinopteri; Siluriformes; Bagridae. Bases 484 to 12897 code for a protein of 4137 amino acids. Gene Ontology annotation, biological process: microtubule-based movement. Gene Ontology annotation, molecular function: dynein intermediate chain binding; dynein light intermediate chain binding; ATP binding. Gene Ontology annotation, cellular component: dynein complex. The record is from RefSeq and is a predicted model, not a curated record. The transcript has 80 exons.